CGUAGUGGGAUGAAGUAGCUCCUAUUAUUUGGUAAACAGUGACUUAUGAUUUUUUUUUUUUUUACAAAUUAGAACAUCAGAGAAGCAAAGUGCGAGUGAAUACGUUGUGUUGAUGACUACCGGACGGUCUUAAAAUCGCCUUAUCCUACCAUCCCCCACCUAUCUCUUAUUUAGUUGAUUCGUCAUUAAUGUCCCCAAAGAGGAAAAAAGUGAAAGGUAAAGGAAUAAGGAAGAAGCCCACACACACUACUGAGAUUGAGAUUAAAAGUGAGAGUGAACAGAGUAGGGAGGAAGAGGGUGGAAGUAAAAAUAUUGUUUAUCUUUCGUCUGGCAGCCCGGGUGAGGGGGAUAUUGGCGCGUCCUCUCUCUCUGGAAGGCUUCGACGUCAACCCAAGCUUGAAAUUAAAGAUGAAGCACUUACAAUUGACGAGUCGAGUGAGGGGGAGAGGAAACAGUCAGUUGACCUUCCCUCAACGUCUCAGCCUCUACCCAAGAAGAUCAAAGUAUACGAAAUGGCACCUUACGAAGACCCCGAUAAGGAGAAGAGGAGACUGAACGCUAUCAUGGCCAGGAAGAACAGAGAGAUUAAGAAAAGAGAGAUCCAAGGCCUAAAGAAAGAAAAUCAAUCUCUGCGUCACGUGAUCGCGCAGUGCAACAAAGUCCUCAGAAAAACCAACAGCGAUGUCCAGCAACUGCGGCUCGAGCUCAAGAAAUCUAAAAAAUUCAAGUUACAAUUUGAGGAGACUGUUAAGUCCAAAAACAGAGAGUUACGCGAUGCCCACGACAAGUUAGUAUUGUAUCGUGGCCACAUCGAGCUUAUCGCCUGCAGCCUCGAGGAGGACAAUCCUGCUAAGAAGUUAAUCGAGGCCUUACUGAAGCGAAUGCCAGCCUCGAGAUCAUUUACUGAUGAUACUACUGCUGGUGUUGGAGCUUCCACCUCCUCAGUGGACCCUGUCAAGGUCAAAGAGAGCGUCGAGUAAUGCUCUAUAGUCUUUACUAACAGGUUGAUAGUUUACCCCUCCACACACACACACACACACACACAUGCAUUAUAAGCUCGCGCACCUUAUAAUAAAAAUAACUACGCCCGGCAUUAGUUUUUUUUUGGGGGGGGGGACUUAUAAAGGUUUUAUUAACAUUUUAUUUUUAAUUGCACUACACAAACUGCUACACGCUUAUACACGAAUUCAUCCUACAUUGUAAUUUCUCCCAACUGACACAAUUUCCCUCCUCGCCCCUAGCACCCUGUCUCCCCCCUCCCUACAGGAAGACACCUUCAGGCUUUUACGCCCUUAGUGCAUGAGUCAUAAAGGCAAGCAUGAACUCGCAUGCUCCCCAGCUGGACUCUGUAAACACUUCUGCGCUUCACCUUGCGCAGGAUUUAAGGGGUUGCCCAAUAAACUAGCCCCCUCGGGGGCAAAAAAAAAAAAACCUACCCAGACGCAUCCCUCCCCUCUCCCUCCCGCUCACUAGAGAAUACUUUGAAGUCACAUUUCAGAGUUCGGGAUUCACACCUCCAGGAGAGAGAGGAUUGGCAACGCUUAGUGAUAAACGCGAGAGUGGAGUCAACUAUACCUUCAUGCUGUCUGCCCGAAGUAAGACGUUCAACCGCAUUCAAGAUGAUGGAACGUAGGGUAUUUAGCUGACUGAUGUUCACCUGGCAAUCUUACGAGCAACAAAAACACACUCAGUAGAUGUUAGAGUGUGUAUGUGUGAUUAUUAAGUGUGUAUCGGGAUAAAACAACAAAGGUCUUCAAGCGUGUAAUUAGGUCAGUAAUUAUACGCUGAAGUCUCUCUCUCGCUCCCUGCUGAUUUUUUUCCUCAUAACUGUACAUUAAUAAUUUUGUAAGUGCUCCCCGACCUUCAACGAGGAAAUGGUCAUUAUAAAUCUCACUGGUAAAACUGUUAAACUCUUAUCUUCAAUAUUUAAUAGAAUUCACAAAUUAUGAUUAGUGUUAAGAAAUUACGCAGAAAGCUUUGAACUACGAGUACGAGUAGAAAUAAUAGCGUCAUAUUCACCUAGCCGGUGUCUCAGAUGUCGCGUUAAAUUUCUUCAGGUUAGAGAAUAAUAUUUACAAAUCAACAAAGAUGUCAGAGAAAUUAACACUCGAGGAAAGAGUUUAAUAAUAUGAUUUAUGUAUGGAAAGCCUUACGCUGCUUACCAACCAGUUGUAAAAUAAUUUGAUCAUCAACACCCUGCUGGCAAAUAAUUUGUCGACUAAAUAAUGAUUCCUUCACCUGAACGAGGAAAUAAAGAUAAAAACAUUA
Messenger RNA from Homarus americanus (American lobster), 2268 nucleotides. RefSeq lists its product as uncharacterized. Bases 189 to 980 code for a protein of 263 amino acids. The record is from RefSeq and is a predicted model, not a curated record. Lineage: Eukaryota; Metazoa; Arthropoda; Malacostraca; Decapoda; Nephropidae. The transcript is spliced from 3 exons.